AAGGUCUCGUUACGGAAUCCGUCUUCCACCUUCGUCUUCUGACCGCCCGCAGGCGACGAUAUAAUGACGUCACGGCGACGCUUGUUGGCGGUAGUUUGAAAAGGAGAAUGCGCUUUUCUUAGUUGUGAUAAUGUCGGCGUUGAGUGCCUUUGGGAAACUCCCAACACUGAAUUCCGCGACCAUUUUGUUGGUGGGAACAAAUGAUGUUUUCCAGCAGCAACUAGCAGAAACUAUACUUAAGGAAAAACAAGAUUUGAAAAUAAAUAUCCAUUUGGCAGCCUCUCUUCCUUUACCUGUAGAGAGAAACCACAUUCGACCGAGGAUCGAUUUGAUUGUCUUUAUGAUUAAUGUUCAAAGCAAAUACAGUUUUGAAGAUAUAGAAGCUUCCCUUAUACAUGUAGAUGCAAACUUUUUCCUUGGAAAAGUGUGCCUUCUGGUUACUGGUGUAGGUAGAAUGAAUAAAAUCAGUGUGGAUAUGGAUGCUGUCUGGAAGCUAGCAGACCGUUACUGUAGCCCUGUCUUGUUCUGUGAGCUUGAAUGUGAAAAAGUCAGAACUGUCACAGCUCAGAGACUUCUCCGGAUGUUACAAAUAUGCGCUGGUCAUGUAUCGGGGAUAUCUUCCCUUUCCUUCAGUUCUUUAAUGAAAUGCUCCAGUGAGGACUCAAGUUAUUUGACAUAAAACAUUGUUGUAUUUUCCAGUUUUAUUAUCUGUGGUUUCUGAGUGGUCUGAACAUAAGUAUCACUCUAUCAGAAACAAAUCUUACCUACUAUUUUUUCAUAUGGGAUAGGGGUGGUGUCUUAAAGGAGCCAAAUUAGCCUGGACUUAUCAGUAAUUAUGAUGCCUCCUUCUCAAAGUCUAGUUCUCAAGUAUAUAGCAGGCAAUCAAAAUUGUUGGCAUAUAAGCACAGGUAUAAUACAUGAAAACUCUGGUGUUUCCAGAAUGAAUUGCUAGAACAAGUUUCUUAAUGCCAUUUACGUACAGAUAAAUAUCUCCAGUGUCUUCAGGAUCUUCAUGAAGAAAAGUGUUUCUCACAGAUAUAUAUAUAUCAAACAAAAUGGAAUCCCUGCUGUCUGCAGCACAUAGAACACGUAUUAUCCUGAGCAGAAUGUCAGUGACAGGUUGGGCAACAAAAAAAAGCAGAUAUUUGAUUAAUUAUUAUAGAGCAACUGGCCUUUUGGAUAAUUAGAGAUACAUAUCCAAUGCAACUCCCAAAAUUGGAGGGUUUAGGAUCAAGAUGAAGUUCCAUUGAAAAGGGCUGCAAAUAGUGCAUCUUCUUUAAGUCAUUUUUGUAUGGAAAGCAAGUAUUUUUUCUGAAGAGUAGCUUUUUUUUUAGUAUAUUUUUUUUUAUUAUACUAAACAUUAAAAUGCACAUUGCAAAAAAGGGGGAAAGGGAGAAGAUAAUACAAAAGCAAAAUAAACUAAACAAGACUACAAAAAAGUGCAUACAAAUCCAAACAUAUACAUAAAUUGCCCGCCCAGUUGAAUACUGAAAAAUAUAUUUCAAAGAUAAUAACUCUUUCCCCCUUGCAAAGCAGGCACACAAUUUAUAAAUUUCUACAACAUUCUUUACCCGAUCCACUUAGCCUGACCUACUGACCAGGUAAAACCAACAGCCAAAGUAAACUUCAGAGAUCUCUGUUAAUAGUCAAUGUAUUUCCCUCUUAGAAUGUCCAUGAUGACUUCUGAUCAGUAUGAUCAUUGUCUCUGGUCCAUUCAGGAUAAAAUAUUCUUGAUUGAUCCUUAAUUAUUAGACUUUCCCUGAAAAAUAUUAAUUGAGAUCUUUCCUAACAGUGGAAUUUUAUUUCCCAAAGUCAUGAGACACUUGUGAAUAUCUCCACAGCAUUUGUAGUUUUAAAAGUCUCUUGUAAGUUAUAAUAGAACGGCUCAUAACACUUGUUUUCCAGUUGGAUAUUGUGAAUCCAUUUCCCAAUCUCCCUCAAUCUUGAAAGUCAAGUUCAUCAGUGAUCAUUUUUAUCAAUCUUAAGUCUUUAAAAUCCAUAGUUCAGGAGUGACCAGGAUCAAUAUUGGCUAUUUAGCUAUAUUCCUCCCACAAGGUGGUAUCUUUUUAUACUGCCUUCAUAGAUUUAAAAGCAGUAAACAGAAGAGUUCAUCUGCCACUCUCAAAUGAUUUAGGACAAAAGAUGGCCUAUUCUAUUCAAAUUCUAUUAUAUCCACUAGAACAGCUAGCACAACUUCUUUAUGCUUUUUUUCUUUUUUUACAAUUUUGUCCCUUGAGCUUGCACAAAAAUUCUUCAAAGCUUUCUUAUCUCUAUAAGUUCUUUUUUUUUCUAAGCAUGUGUCUGUUGCUACACUGCAAUUGGAGAAGAACCUCAUGAAAGUGAAGGAUAAAUUGUGGCUGGCUAUACUAAGCUGUCACCUUAGAUUAACCCUCUUCCUGAUCUUUCCAUCCCCAACUAUGAGUGAUAAUUUCCAAUCCAACUGAAAAGAAAUAAUUGUGACUAAAUUCCCCUUUAUGGCCUAUUGUGCCUCUACUUAAUAGGGGUUAUGAGCAGGCCAAAACUCUAAUUAAACAAUGCAUAACAAUGCCAGUUUAACUUAACUAGGACCCCAAACUUCAUCAGUGAAGGUCUCAGGUAUUUUCCUUCACUCUUGACAAAUUGAAAAGCCUUUAUUUUUUUCACAAUGUCAUUGUUCUCCUUCAGCCAUGCACAAUGCAGAAACUUGUCAGAAUGAUAAUCCUGGGCAUAGAGGAACACUAGCAUGUUCUCCAGUGCUCACAUUAAAAAAGUACAUCAACUUCAUCCUCAACAAGUAUCCAGGGUACCUGUGACAAUUGUAUAUUUCUCUGCUACUUCUGGGCAUUAGCUGUGCUACAACAUACAGUGUUGGUAGUACACAACAGUACACAAAAUCUGCUGGUUGAUGACUUCUUAGCCUCAUUUAGAUGUACAUACUCCUAGUUUGCUACCACAGUGCACUCUCUUUAAUUUAUCCUAUUUCUACUCAACAUUUUGUAACUUUUUAUGUCUAUCCUUUCCAAUCCCUCUUAAUACCUUUUACAUACCUAUGUCUUCUUUUAUUGACUAUAUUCCUUCCUCAGGCCUAUUCUGUUCUAUGAUUAUAAUAAGGAUUUUUGUUUUUCCUAAAUUGGCAUUGGGGGUGUGUGUCUGAAAGCUCAGAAGGUGCCCAUUGGCACCAUGGUAGCGAAAACUUCAUAUAUUGUAUUAGGAGGGUAAGAUCAUCCAGGUUCAACUUUAUUCAUAUAUUUAUUGAUAUAAUGUGUGAUGAGGACAUGCCAUUUUGAACAUCUAGAAUAAAUAAAGUGAUUUUAAAAAAUAAAUGUGGA
This is a messenger RNA of Pseudonaja textilis, 3308 nucleotides long. It is a transcript of the gene CENPM, whose product is annotated as centromere protein M. The record is from RefSeq and is a predicted model, not a curated record. NCBI's taxonomy places the organism in Eukaryota, Metazoa, Chordata, Lepidosauria, Squamata, Elapidae.